GGCUCAAGCUACACAGACCGCAUUUAAAUAUCAGACUCGAAAGAGCAAGGGAGUUACGUGUUUUAUUUCAAAUUACGAAUUAUAAAAAGAAUUCCUUAAAUUACAAGCGAAAUGAGUGUAAAGACACUCACUAAAACAAUGACUGUGAACGUUUUCUAUGUGAUUUUAAUUUGCUUAUUGUGCUCGUACAUCGGCAUCAGUUCCGCAGCAUCUGUAAAAAGUUUUGAACAGGAGGUACUUGAUGCCCACAAUUUCUACAGAGCCCGCCACAAUGCGCCUCCCUUGGAGCUAAAUGAUGAUCUUUCAGAUCUGGCCACCGAUUGGGCUAAGUAUCUGUUGGCCACCAAACGCAUGGAGCAUCGUGAGAACAGUGGCUAUGGAGAAAAUAUAUAUAUGGCAGUUGGUGGUGAUCUCGAUGGUUCAGAUGCAGUCAAAAGCUGGUAUGAUGAAAUAGAAGAUUACAAUUGGCGUCGUCCAUCGUUUCAAAUGAACACUGGUCACUUUACUCAAGUCGUUUGGAAGGGUUCCAAAGAGCUGGGCGUGGGAUUUGCAAAAUGCGGCAAUACCAUCUAUGUAGUCUGCAACUAUGAUCCACCAGGCAACUAUAUAAACAUGUUCCAAAAAAAUGUUAGUCCGGCAAAUUGAUUUUCUAACAUAAUUUUAUGAAAUUAUUUAACUGCAUUCCCUUUUAAAUUACUAUAAUAAUUACUAUAUAAAUAUAAUCUAUAAGCAUGAAUUUAAUACUAAGAUUCCUUGAUUUUAAAACAUUUAUCGUAGAACAAAGUUCAUAGCUUAUUGAUCAUAAAUACUAUCCAUAUUUCAUUGAA
Drosophila innubila is the source of this 827-nucleotide messenger RNA. Its product is annotated as Golgi-associated plant pathogenesis-related protein 1. Gene Ontology annotation, cellular component: extracellular region. The record is from RefSeq and is a predicted model, not a curated record. Lineage: Eukaryota; Metazoa; Arthropoda; Insecta; Diptera; Drosophilidae. Bases 112 to 645 code for a protein of 177 amino acids. The transcript has 5 exons.